AUGCACGAAAUUAAAGGAGACAAUUUUACUACUUUAUAUGAUAUUACAACACAACAAUGGAGCAAUCCAAAAUCUUCACAAAAUUUUACAACAAAUCGAAAACUUAUUCAAUGCGUUGUCUCAGGAAAUGAUGUAUAUGUUUAUGGUGGAUUUGAAAAUAUAUAUGAUAUGAUUAUAUUAGAUACGUCAAAUGCAAAUUGGACGGAACUUUCAGCUGGUCCAGUAGCACCUAUUGGUAUUCAAAGUUAUAGCGCUAUACUUUUUAACAAUUCAUCUAUACUGUAUAUUGGAGGUCAACCAGGUGGUGAUGUCCAAACACUUCCUUAUUCUUCAUUUGACAAGUUAUCAAUAUACAAUAUAAAUAAUAGCACUUGGAGUUUGAUCGCUACAUCAGGAGAUAUUCCCCCAUCACGUUAUGACCAUGGUGCUGUCUAUAUACCUCAAUAUAAUCAAAUUUUAAUACUUUAUGGAUAUCCAAUUUCUUUAAAUAUGCCAAUUGUGGCACUUGAUACAGUAAAAUUUGAAUGGUCAAUUCCUACAAUUAAAAAUAUUGGUGGCCCUACUGCAGGUUUAAGGCGUUUUACUUCAAUAUUGAUUGGAGCUUAUGUUUUUAUUGCAUUUGGCGCAUUUGAUACUCAAGGAAAAAAUAGUACAAAUAAUUUUUUUCUUCUUGAUGUAAGUCAAAAAAAUGUUUAUCAAUGGGUUACUUCAUAUGACCCUACCAAGCAAUUCAAACAACCGCCUCCAAUGCCAUCGACUGCUUCUAACUCUUCACUAUAUAAUAAUGUUACGCAACCUAGCAUUAAUAGUAAUGUUGUUACAAUUAUUGGUACCUCAUUUGGUGCACUUGCAGGGAUUAUAAUAUUAUCAGCUGCAGCAGUUCUUAUUGUUAAAAGAUAUGGCUAUCCUAAUUACAAUUUUGCUCUACGAGAAGCAUCAAGUGAUGAACCAAAUAAUCAA
This is a messenger RNA of Dentiscutata heterogama, 960 nucleotides long. NCBI's taxonomy places the organism in Eukaryota, Fungi, Glomeromycota, Glomeromycetes, Diversisporales, Gigasporaceae. The record is from the annotation of a GenBank genome assembly.